AUGAGGGUCUUGCUUUCCAUCCUUGGGGUCCUUGCCUUGUUGUCCAUAGUUCCUCAAGCCAGAAGCUUCUUUUUUCCUGAAGGAUGUCCUGCAGGAUACUCUAAUUGCAGAAUGAAGUGCAAUACUAAUGAAUAUGCAGUUAGAUACUGUGCUGACUGGAGCAUCUGCUGCAGAAGGAAGAAAAAUGUGUUUAAGGAAAAAAAGAAGUGGUGA
Molecule: messenger RNA, 213 nt
Organism: Balaenoptera ricei (Rice's whale)
Lineage: Eukaryota; Metazoa; Chordata; Mammalia; Artiodactyla; Balaenopteridae
Product: beta-defensin 43-like
Exons: 2
Coding region: 1-213 (70 amino acids)
Biological process (GO): innate immune response
Cellular component (GO): extracellular region
Source: RefSeq, a predicted model, not a curated record